Pistacia vera is the source of this 4012-nucleotide messenger RNA. Its product is annotated as pentatricopeptide repeat-containing protein At5g15280, mitochondrial. The transcript has a single exon. Gene Ontology annotation, molecular function: protein binding. Lineage: Eukaryota; Viridiplantae; Streptophyta; Magnoliopsida; Sapindales; Anacardiaceae. The coding region runs from base 34 to 3810 and encodes 1258 amino acids. The record is from RefSeq and is a predicted model, not a curated record.
CAAACAAAAAUCACUGAACUUGAUUGAUCUCACAUGUUCCAAAUCCUCUCCACUCUCAAGAACCGUUCCAAUUACAAGAUCCCCAACGUCAAACAGGUUCGUUAUCUGUUUUACAAAAAGCAAAACGCUUUCAAAAUCACUUCUUUUACUGGCUCUUCACUCUCACCAGCAUCAUCACAACUCCAAAUAAACGAACCCCACAUAGAUUUAUCUUCAAUAGACUGCUCUGGUGUUGCAAAAUCUGUUCUUUUGAAGUGUUCCCAUUUGUUAGAGGGAAAGAAAGAUAUUAAGUCAGGUGCUAGUGCCUCAUUAAAGGGACUGCUUUUGGAUUUAUCAGAUGCGGUGCCUGAAACUACGCGUAAAUUUUUGAGGGUUUUGGAGCUGAAACCUGAACAUGUGCUUGAAAUAUUACUGGGUUUUCAAUAUGAGUGUGAAAAGGUUGGAUACGAGAGGGGAAAGGUUGAGACUUUAUGGGAAAUUUUUAAGUGGGCUAGUGAGAAGAAUAGAGGUUUUAAGCAUCUUCCUAGGUCUUGUGAGGUUAUGGCCUGGAUGCUUAUGAGGGUGGGGAUGUUUAAAGAAGUUGAGUAUUUGGUUUUGGCUAUGGAUGGUGAGGGAGUUUUGUUGAAUGGAAAUGAAAUUUUUGGUAAAUUGAUUGAAGGGUGUAUUAGCAUUGGUGAGUUAGAAAGGGCUGUUUUGGUGUUUGAACGAAUGAGGGGGCGGGGCUUAGUUCCCUCAUUGUCGUGUUAUCGUGUUUUUAUUGAUCAUUUGGUUGAAAUGAAGAGAACCCAAUUGGCUUUUCAAGUGUGUUUGGAUAUGAUGGAGAUAGGGGUUAAUUUGAGUGAUGUAGAAAAGGCUUGUAUUGAGAAUGUUGUUAGAUUACUUUGUAGAGAAGGAAAGAUUCAAGAGUCGAGAAAUCUUGUUCGGAAGGUUCUGGCCUUCGGGUUGGAGCCAAGUGGGUUUUUGCUUAAUGAGAUUGCUUGUGGAUAUUGUGAGAAGAAGGACUUUGAAGAUUUGCUAAGUUUCUUCAUCGAAAUGAAGUGUGCACCGGAUAUUCUGACUGGCAAUAAGACUGUUCAUACACUCUGUUGCAUCUUUGGGGUGGACAGAGCAGAUUUCUUCAUGCAGGAAUUGGAGUGUUUAGGUUUCAGACCCGAUGAAAUAACCUUUGGGAUAUUGAUUGGGUGGAGUUGUCGUGAAGGGAAUUUGAGAAGUUCUUUCAUUUAUCUAUCAGAGAUUUUUUCAAGAGGCUUAAAGCCUAAUGCUCGUUCUUACAGUUCUCUUAUAAGUGUGCUGUUUAAAGAGGGUAUGUGGAAGCAUGCCAACGACAUUCUUGAUGAGAUGGUAAAUAAUGGCACACAUCCUACUUUAUCCAUUUACAGACUUCUUUUGGCCGGGUAUUGUAAAGCUAGGCAAUUUGAUGAAGCAAGAGUGACUAUCUCUGAGAUGGCCAAACUUGGUUUCAUUGAACUCUCUUCACUGGAGGAUCCGCUUUCCAAGGCAUUUGAAAUUCUGGGGCUCAAUCCAUUGACUGUGAGAUUGAGAAGGGACAAUGAUGUGGGAUUUUCUAAAACAGAAUUUUUUGAUAAUCUUGGGAAUGGACUUUAUUUAGAUACAGAUCAGGAUGAGUUUGACAAAAGAGUAACUAAGAUUCUUGAAGAUUCCAUGAUUCCUGAUUUUAACUCUCUUGUAAUGGUGGAAUGUGCUCAUAGAAAUUUAAAAGCUGCACAGCUGUUGGUAAAUGAAAUGGAUCAGUGGGGUCAAGAACUGUCUUUGUUCGUCUUCUCAGCAUUAGUGAAGGAUCUGUGCGCCUCUCGUUCUCAUAUCAAGGCAUGUACCAUUCUCUUUGAGAAACUGCCGAAAUUGGCUAAUCAGCUAGACCAUGAAACUCUUAAUUUGCUUGUUCAAGCAUGCUGCAAGAAGGGAUUGGUCCACAAUGGGAAGGUAGUCUUUUUCGGAACGCUCCAGAGAAAUCUAACCAUCAAGAAUGAAACUUAUACUGCUCUAUUAACCGGUUUGUGUAAGAAAGGAAUCUUGAGGGACCUCCAUGAUUGCUGGAAUAUUGCUAUAAAUAAGAACUGGUUACCAGGGUUGGAAGAUAGUAAAAAACUUGUGGAAUGUCUUUGCCAUCGGAAAAUGCUGAAGGAAGCACUAGUGCUUCUUGAGCACAUGCUAGAGUUCUACCCUUAUUUAAGGUCAGAUAUUUGUCAUGUGUUCCUGGAGAAGCUUUGUGUUAUGGGUUUUUCCACGGCUGCACAUGCAUUGGUGGAACAACUUUUUCAGCAGGGCUGCAACUUGGGUCAAAUGGCUUAUAGCCAUGUCAUAAAAGGAUUGUGUGAGGAGAAAAAAAUUUCAGUUGCCGUUAAGGUGUUGGACUCUAUGUUGGCUAAGAACAUGGCCCCUUGCUGGGAUGUUUGUCUUAUAUUAAUUCCUCGGUUGCUCAGAGCUGAUGGAUUUAAUAAAGCUAUUGCAUUACGAGAGAUUAGCUUGAAGGAGCAAUCUGUGUUAUCAUUUUCUUUUGAAGGUGCUUUAAUAAAAGGAUUUUGUAUGACAGGGAAGGUUGAAGAAGCAUCUAGUGUAUUCCAGGAUAUGUUAUCCAAAGGGCUGCCUGCAGAAGCUGAAUUAUGUAAUAUGCUGAUUGAAGGGCAUUGCCAAGUUAACAACACGAGGAAGGUCAGGGAGCUACUUAGUGUCAUCAUAAGAAAAAAAUUAAGCCUCUCAAUCUCUUGUUACCGAAAUUGUGUUCGCUGGAUGUGUAUGGAGGGUAGGGUCCCUUGGGCAUUUAGCCUGAAGGAGCUCAUGCUAGGACAAAACAACACUGAUAACCUCGUCAUCUAUAACAUUUUGGUUUUCUAUCUUCUCUCGUCGGGGAACAAGUUUCUUGUGAAUAAGGUUUUAAAUGAAUUGGUAGAGAAUAGAUUGCUGCCUGAUGAAGUUACUUACAAUUUUCUUGUAUAUGGAUUUUCGAAGUGUAAAGAUGUCUCAGGUUCUGUGCAGUAUCUUUCUACUAUGAUUUCAGAGGGACUUAAACCAAGCAAUCGCAGCUUAAGAACAGUUAUAAGCUGCUUGUGUGAUGUUGGGGAACUUGGAAAAGCAUUGCAGUUGAGUCAAGAAAUGAUAUUAAAAGGCUGGGUUCAUGAUUCAAUCAUUCAAAAUUCAAUUGUUGAGGGUCUUCUUUCUCGCUGGAAGCUUCAAGAAGCAGAACAUUUUCUGCAUAGUAUUGUAGAUAAAGGUCUAAUCCCCAAUACCAUCAAUUACGAUAGGCUAAUUAAACGCUUUUGCGGGUAUGGAAGACUGAACAAGGCAGUUGAUCUUUUGAACAUAAUGUUAAAGAAGGGAAAUGUCCCCAAUUCCGCUAGUUAUGAUUCUGUAAUUCAAGGUUUCUGUACACGCAAUAAACUGGACCAAGCUCUGAAUUUUCAUACUGAGAUGUUGGCUAGGGAUCUGAAGCCAAGUACGAACACAUGGAACACACUUGUCCGUAGAUUGUGUCAAGAAGGACAUACUGCAGAAGCAGAAAAGCUCUUGAUUUCAAUGAUUCAUAUAGGCGAAACUCCAACCAGGGAGAUGUACUCUUGUGUAGCUAAUCGGUAUUGCCUGGAAAACAAUCUCAAGAAGGCAUCAGAGCUCAUGCAAGCAAUGCAACGAAGCGGUCAUAGUCCGGAUUUUAGCUCACACUGGUCUCUGAUAAGUAACUUAAGCAAUUCCAGUGACAAGGCCAGCAGCAAUGACAACAGCCAAGGUUUUUUGUCAAGGCUUCUUUCUGGAAGUGGAUUUUCAUGGAGAAAGGACUCCAAAACCAAACUAGGUUGAUACUGCAACAUAAUGAUUGAGCUUCUUAUCUUUAUUAAUUGAUUUUUUUCAUUUUUGUAUUUGUGUAUUACAUCAUAUAAUACUAAACAGGAAAAUUGUUCCUCUAGCUAGCCAGUAUAGAAAACUGAUCUCUUGUAGCAUGACAUGUAUACAACUGAAGUGAAAUUUUCCUGCUGAAAUAAGUAUUUCAUCUUUGCUUCUA